This is a messenger RNA of Ictidomys tridecemlineatus (thirteen-lined ground squirrel), 919 nucleotides long. The record is from RefSeq and is a predicted model, not a curated record. Lineage: Eukaryota; Metazoa; Chordata; Mammalia; Rodentia; Sciuridae.
AGUUGUAGGAGGAAUGUAGGAUGAUUCACAUAUUCACUAAUACCAAAAUGUGACUAUAUUAUCUUGGAAGGAUUUUAGAUGAGAUAUAUAAAAUACCAUACAAAAUAGGUAGUGGUAAGGGUUGGAACAACAAAAAGGAACCAUAUGAUAUUAAUAACUAUGAAGGAAGGCUUGAAGGAAUCAUUUUUUUCUGUCAAUAUAUAUCAUGAAAAUUGAACUUCAGAAGACAAAAAAAGAGUGACAGAUAAAUUUGGCACACAUAUUUAGGGAGUGGUUAAAAAACAACCAUAGCAUUUAGGCCUCUCCAAUAUCCUCCAUCACAAUGGAAGCAUCAGGGAUGGGGCUGUGUGAUGUCUUGGCCACCACAGAGCUCCCAUUGGCUGGAAUAGUUGCUGGGGAACCAAACAAAUCUUAUGGGUGUGGUUACUCACUGGCUAGUAUAAAAAGGAUGAGCAGGAGCCCUUCCAAUAUAGAUGCUGAGAGAUUUAGCUUUAGCUCAUCAACUCCCCAUAUCCAACAAAGGUAACAUAGCUAUACAACUCACCAUAAAAUGGGAGACCCAACAGUGAACAUCAAAGUGAAGGAGAUGGAGUCUUCUGGCCAACCCCAAAACAGAGAAAGUGAAAAGAUACAGAAAAUACUUACAAGAGUAAAAGUUGUGCUUGAAAAGAGUUUGAACAAAACAAAAAAGUCAACAAUUAUCGUGUUUUACUAUCAGUCCGAUAAGAAAAGAAAUCUGAGUCAGCUGGAGAAAAAUGAAGGGAUUUCUUUUGAGAAUUCUACAGAUCCUCAAAACACUCCUGAGAGGAAAUGCCCAGACUGCUGAAUGUGUCUGUAGUAUCUCCAGGAAACUAUGGAGACAUGGUCAGAUGUUCAAAAUUAAAUCUGAUAAAUAAAGUGAGAAUAAGUCUUAAAUGAA